This is a messenger RNA of Colius striatus (speckled mousebird), 759 nucleotides long. RefSeq lists its product as uncharacterized. The transcript is spliced from 2 exons. The record is from RefSeq and is a predicted model, not a curated record. The coding region runs from base 18 to 713 and encodes 231 amino acids. Lineage: Eukaryota; Metazoa; Chordata; Aves; Coliiformes; Coliidae. Gene Ontology annotation, molecular function: cytokine activity; leukemia inhibitory factor receptor binding. Gene Ontology annotation, biological process: immune response. Gene Ontology annotation, cellular component: extracellular region.
GCUGGGGUGAGGAGCACAUGAAGCUGAGCUCUCCUCGUUACUAUGGCACAGGGGCCGGUGAGCUUGUGCCUUCCCUGCACUCAGCCAUGCUCCAGCAUCUACCUUCUCCCUCCUCUUCCUCCCUAGCUGUCACCAAAGGGCUCCUCAUCCUCUGGGCAGUGCCAGGCCAGGGGGCCCGGCCCCUGAAGCCGCCCACCCUGCAGCAGAUCCAGGCUCUGGUGAGGCACAUGGCCGAGGACGCGCAGGAGCUUUUCACCUUCUACAAGGAGGACCAGCGCCUGACCAUCAACGACCUGUGCCACAACAAACAGCCUCCCGAGUGGCUGCAGAUCCCGGGGCCGUGGCCUGAGGGGCUGUGGCAGCUGCGGAGGACCAUGACCAACAUGUCCUGGGCGCUGCAGGACAUCAGCCGGCACCAGCGCGACCUCAACCCCCCCGGCGCCGAAAUCCUGCGCCGCCUGGACCGCACUCACCUGAAGGUGCGAGGGCUCCUCAGCAACCUGGACGGAUUCCUCCAGGCCCCCAGGCCUUGGCCAGACCGCCGGCCCCCACCUGGCCCCACGGCGCCUACCAGGGUGUUCUGGCAGAAGGUGGAGGGGUGCCGCGUCCUCUGCAGCUACGCUUGCUUCAUGGACAAGCUCAGCACCCGGGAACAGGCCAAGAGCCGCCGGCAGCGCCGGGGCAAGCGGAGACAGUGCCGGGGCUGCGCCUGAGCUCACGCUCCCGGUGCAGCUCCAGCGGCACCACGGUGAUCCCCAG